AUGGCUUUCGCUGGCGUAUCCCUCGUCGCAGACGGCAGGCUGUGCGACCUAACCACGUCGCCCAUCGACGCCCGCGCGGACAGAGGGUACCACUUGCUCGUCGUCGAAGGCUACACGCGUAGCAAAAACAAGCCAUCAAACGGGGAGUACAUUAAGUCUCGUCCUUUCCUGGUUGGAGGCCAUCGCUGGCGUCUCUAUUACUACCCUAAUGGCUAUAAGGAGGAUGAUAAAGACUUCAUAUCAGUCUUUCUUGCCCUUGAUGACUAUGUGGAGGGACAGGAAGUGAAUGCUCAGGUUGUCUUCAGUUUUAUUGACCAGCCUGAGUUGCAAAUGUCAACACGUCUCCGUAAAAUAAGAACAUUUCAUCGUGGUGAUGGAAAACCAAAACUCAUUAGAGGGGACAACUUGGAAACAUCGAGACAUCUUAAGGACGAUAGCUUCGUUAUCCGCCAUCUCAGCGACCUUCUCCUGUCCGACGUGGGCGCUGACAUUACAUUUGAGGUUGGCGGCGAGACGUUUCCUGCUCACCGGUGCGUGCUUGCAGCCCGAUCUAGCGUUUUCAAGGAACAACUCUUUGGUGGCACUAGUAUGACCAAGGCCAAUAUAGUAGAGAUAAAUGACAUGGAAGCGAAAAUUUUCUAUGCAUUACUUGUUUUCAUCUACACUGACUCGUUUCCAGACUGGGAUUGGCUUGAAGAUGAAGCAGACGAAUCAGGAGAAGAGUUAGACGAUGAUGAAAAUGAUGAAGCGACUAAUCAGUAUGUAAAAUGGCUGCUGCACUUGCUUGAAGCUGCGGAUAGGUAUGACCUCCAAAGGCUCAAGUCGAUCUGCGUAGAGGAGUUGGUCCAAUACAUAUGGAUGGACACGGUGGCAGACAUUAUUGUUGUGGCUGAGCGGAGACAGUGUCGCUUGUUGAAGGAUUCGUGCGUGGAGUUCAUCAAAUCUAAUUCAAGACUGUAUACGGCUUUCACGGUUGAUAGCUUGGACCAGAUCAUCAAAACCUGCAGCCCCUCCGUUCUAAAUGAGCUCCUCUACAAGCUACCUAAACUUCUCAAAGGACAUAUCGGAGCCCUGAUAUCAUAG
Lolium rigidum is the source of this 1083-nucleotide messenger RNA. Its product is annotated as BTB/POZ and MATH domain-containing protein 2-like. NCBI's taxonomy places the organism in Eukaryota, Viridiplantae, Streptophyta, Magnoliopsida, Poales, Poaceae. The transcript is spliced from 2 exons. Gene Ontology annotation, molecular function: protein binding. The record is from RefSeq and is a predicted model, not a curated record. The coding region runs from base 1 to 1083 and encodes 360 amino acids. Gene Ontology annotation, biological process: protein ubiquitination.